This is a messenger RNA of Polychytrium aggregatum, 1148 nucleotides long. RefSeq lists its product as uncharacterized. The record is from RefSeq and is a predicted model, not a curated record. The transcript has 4 exons. The coding region runs from base 156 to 1028 and encodes 290 amino acids. NCBI's taxonomy places the organism in Eukaryota, Fungi, Chytridiomycota, Chytridiomycetes, Polychytriales.
GGAUAGCGCUCCUCAAGGAGAUCACAGUGCCACAGCUGUCCCAGCUCGUGGAGCACACCAACAACUUUAUCGAAUAUUACAGCCGCUCUGUUACUGCCCUCCCGUGGCCCCAGAGUGUCAUCGACGUUGGUUCGUCGCAGCCAAGCGACCUCCAUAUGGACUGUAUGCAUCUUCUGAGCCACGUUCCCGAAUGCGUCAGCAACUUUGGACCCAUGUAUAUCUAUCAGGAACUCAGCGCCCCCAGCACCAGCGCAGCAACGGAUCCUUCAGAAUCGCACUCUGGGUCGUCAUUCUCGGUUGCCUCCGAAAGAUCAAACCGAGUCUACAGCCUCACCCAGCCCAUCCUGAAGCUGCUUGGACCUCGCAUCCACGACGACGCUGGGAAGCAAACGCUCAUGGGGCACGGUCGGUCCAUCACUCUCGAUGCAUCCAGCGUCCAGCUGCUCCAAGAGGCCUAUGCGCAGCUCUAUCUUGCACACAACCCGGUCCACAGCGACAACCACGCAAUCGUGAUGGAGAGCAUCCGCGCUUUCUGGAACGAGGAUGCACUCUGCGCCGUUUGCUAUGCAGGAUUGGCCACUGACGACGGGGAGCUAUUUGUUCAGGGCCAGCUGUUCAGCCACGAAUUUGCCAACACCCGCAUGGACGCCUUUGUAAAGGCUGUCUCAGGAAGGCAUGAUCGAAAUACCCCCCUGAACUUUCAUCCGCCCCUGCGACACUAUCGGGUGGAGUACCUUCUGAGCCACACUCUGCGCGAGACGACAACCUACUGGGCCUAUUGCAGCAUCCCUGAGAUUGAUGCCAUCUAUGGCAACUUUGAAAUCGGAUACCAGCCCUGUCCCUUUACUCGCACGGUUUGCUUCAAAACUGUCGAGACCGAGCGCAAGAUCUUCAUCCCUGCCGCGACAAUUCUGUCGACAGUGGGUGUGCUCCGGGUCGGCGAGGUUGCUAUGUGCUCGACAAAUACGACCCAACAUACUGAGGAAACUCGGCUGUGCCGGGACCUCUUGGGUGGUGAAGCCGAGUAACCAAGACCUUGGAAGGCCGGUGACCCCGCCCCCGAGGAAGCCGGUCCACGGAAUCAAUCCCGGCAGUGACACUAUCGGAUUUGAAUCGUCGGCGCUGCUCGUGGAUACCCUGGCCUGACA